AUGAAAAAAUUAGUCCAUAAAGAGUCCCAAUGGGAAAUCCUUUCACAAUUGGGUACUGGGGCAUUUGGGAGAGUAGUGAAGGCUAAAAAGAUAAACUGUGAUGGUACAGGUAUUAUAAUUGAUAUAUGCGCAAUUAAAAUCAUAAAAAAAAGCGUAUUUACAAAAAAUGAAAUUGAAAUUUUAAAACAAUUAGAUCACCCUUUAAUUGUUAAAUAUUAUGGUUAUGGAGUUGGAGAAAUUGAUGAUAAUAUUUAUAUUUAUAUGGAGUAUAUAGAUGGAUAUCCAGUAUCUUCAAUUUUAAGAAAACAACCAAAAAAUCAAUUUCCAGAAGAUAUUAUUAGUAAAAUUGUAAUAGAUUUAGCAUUAAUUCUUUCUUAUAUUCAUGACAAUGAAAGAAAAAUUAUUCAUAGAGAUUUAAAAUGUGAUAAUAUAAUGUUAGUAAAUGAUAAUACUCAUAGUUGUGAUGUCAAUGGAAAUUGUAGUAGAAAUGGUGGUGGAAGUGCUAAAUCUGCAAAUCAAUCAUUUUUCACUGAAGAUUGUGUUUGUAAUGUAAAUGGUAGUGGUACAGAUGAAAAUUGUAAAUCUUGUAAAUUAAAGUCAAAACCAAUUAGAGAGAUUCAAGGCAGUUGUGAAAGUUGUGGAAGUGAUUUAGAACAGGAUUCAUCAUCAUCAUCGUCAUCCUCAUCGUCAACUAUUAAUAAUGGCCAAAGUUCAACUUGUCGUUUAAUAAAUUGUAUAUAUAGUGUUAGUAAAAAGAUUAAAUUAAUUGAUUUUGGAUUAUCAAAAGGUUGUGAUGGUGAUUCAAAAUAUUAUUCAUUGGUUGGUACAUCAACUCAUAUGCCACCAGAGGUUGCUCUAAGAAAUAAUACAGCAUGUAGAAAAUCAGAUAUAUGGAGUUUGGGUUGUACUAUAAUUGAAAUGGCUGGAGGUAAUCUUUUUGAAAAAGAUAUUCAUGGAAAACCAAAAAUACCUGACCAUUUAUCUGCAAGUUGUAAAAAUUUUAUUCAACGUUGUUUAACCAUUGAUCCAAAUCAUAGAGAUGAUAUUAUAAAUUUGAUUUCUCAUAAUUUCAUUGAUAGGAAUAGAAUUAAUGAAGAAAUAAAAGAAGAUAUUAGUAAAUCGAAAAUUCAAUUUGAUGAUGAAUUUAAUGAAAUAAUAUCACCAGGAGAUUUAGAUAGUGUAAAUGAAGUUGUAUUUGGGUUUGAUUUCAAUCAAACCAUUAUACCUGGGACUAUGAAUUCUGUGAAAAAAAUAGAAUUUGGUGGUUCAUUUAAUAAAGAAUUAUUGAUAGAUUCACUUCCAUCAGCAACAUCAAUAACAUUUGGUGCACGUUUCAAUAAUGGGAAUAAACCUUUUGCUAUUGGAGCAAUACCAUCAACUUGUAAAUCUAUUACAUUUGGUUGGACAUAUAACCAACCAUUUUAUCCAGGUAUUUUACCCAAUUCAUUAAAAAAAUUAAUAUUUCAAGAAGGUGGUGAUUUCAAUAGAAUUUUAGAGGUUGGUUCGCUACCUUCAUCAAUUACCACAUUAAUUUUGGGUGAUUAUGAUCAAAAAAUAGAAAAAGGUGUAUUACCAAGCUCUUUAACCAUAUUGGAAUUAGGAGGGGAAUUUAAUCAACCUUUAGAGGGAUCCAUACCAGACUCGGUGACUUCACUAACAUUAGGAUAUAGAUUUAAUAAAGCUUUAACUGAAAAUUGCAUUCCACCAAAUUGUAAAUUUUUAAAAUUCGGAUCCAACUUCAAUAAAGAUUUAUCACCUGGAAUCCUACCAUCAUCCAUUGAAACAUUAAUAUUAGGUUAUUGCUUCAAUAAAGAACUUGUGGAAGGUUCUCUACCUUUAUCAAUCACUACAUUAAUAUAUGAACAUAGAGAUAAUCAGAAAAAAGUCUCUUAUGAUUAUAAGGAGGUCACAAAUCUCUCCAAAGAUUUAGAGGAAAAUGAAAUAAUACCAUUAACUCCGGAAUCACUACCAGAAUCAAUCACUAAAUUAACAAUUGGUAAAAAUCAAAAUCAUGUAAUAGAAUUCAAUUGUUUACCACCUGAUCUUCAAUGUUUAAAGUAUCAUGGUGGUUUUAUUCGUCCACUAAUUCCACGUGAUUUACCAUCCUCAAUUACAUCUGUAAAACUAUAUAAUUAUAAUUAUGAAAUUAAAAAAACCUCAAUUCCUAAAUCAGUUACUUCCUUACAACUUGGAUCUCGUCACAAUAAAUUUACUCAAAUUCAAUCCCUAUCAAAUUUUCAUCCAAAUAUGCGUGAUUUAAAAAUAUAUAUAAAUGAUGAUGAUAUUGAUAUCUAUAACUUAAAAGAUAUUAUUCCACAAACAAUUACAAGUUUAAUCAUUAAUGGUGACAAUAUUGAUUUACCAAUUGGAAUUGAAAAUUAA
This is a messenger RNA of Dictyostelium discoideum AX4, 2382 nucleotides long. It is a transcript of the gene fnkA, whose product is annotated as FNIP repeat-containing protein. Gene Ontology annotation, molecular function: protein kinase activity; protein serine kinase activity; ATP binding. Bases 1 to 2382 code for a protein of 793 amino acids. NCBI's taxonomy places the organism in Eukaryota, Evosea, Eumycetozoa, Dictyosteliales, Dictyosteliaceae. The record is from RefSeq and is a predicted model, not a curated record. The transcript has 4 exons.